Messenger RNA from Oryza brachyantha (malo sina), 1347 nucleotides. RefSeq names its product glyoxylate/succinic semialdehyde reductase 2, chloroplastic. The coding region runs from base 78 to 1097 and encodes 339 amino acids. Gene Ontology annotation, molecular function: NADP binding; glyoxylate reductase (NADPH) activity; NAD binding. Lineage: Eukaryota; Viridiplantae; Streptophyta; Magnoliopsida; Poales; Poaceae. Gene Ontology annotation, cellular component: chloroplast. The record is from RefSeq and is a predicted model, not a curated record. The transcript is spliced from 11 exons.
GCAGCGCCUCCUUCCUUAUCCCCUCUCUCCCUCUUUCUCUCUCUCUCUCUCUCUGCAGCUGCCAGCUGGAGGCGGCGAUGGCGGCGGCCUCCUCCCUCCUGUGCGGCGCGAGGGCAGCGGGGCCCGCGCUGCGGCUGGGUCGCGGGAGCGGCGCCAGGGGAGCUCGCCUCAUCCUCUCGUGCUCCGCCUCCGCCGCGGCGCCGCCGGGGGCAGGGUUCGGUGGGAGGGUGGGGUUCCUGGGCCUCGGGAUCAUGGGCGCCCCCAUGGCCGCCAACCUCCUCAAUGCCGGGUGCGAUGUCACGGUGUGGAACAGGACUAAGAGCAAGUGCGACCCGCUCCUCACCCUCGGCGCCAAGUACGAGCCUUCGCCGGCCGAUGUCGCUUCCUCCUGCGAUGUGACCUUUGCGAUGCUCGCUGAUCCUGCGAGCGCGGUUGAGGUUGCAUGCGGGGCCAAUGGAGCUGCGCAAGGGAUGUCCCCAGGGAAAGGGUAUGUGGAUGUGUCGACGGUUGACGCUGCUACGUCUAAGUUGAUUGGCAAGCACAUUACAAAUACUGGGGCAUCUUUCCUUGAGGCUCCAGUUUCAGGCUCAAAAAAGCCAGCUGAAGAUGGGCUGCUUAUCUUUCUUACUGCAGGUGAUGAACCUUUGUACAAUAGAGUGGCACCCCUCCUUGAUGUUAUGGGCAAGUCAAGAUUUUUUCUUGGUGACGUUGGUAAUGGUGCAGCCAUGAAGCUCGUUGUUAAUAUGGUUAUGGGGAGCAUGAUGGUUUCGUUUUCAGAGGGACUGCUCCUGAGUGAAAAAGUCGGUUUAGACCCCAAUACUCUUGUUGAGGUUAUUUCGCAAGGUGCUAUCAGUGCUCCCAUGUUCUCCCUCAAGGGCCCUUCCAUGGUUAAAGCUGCAUACCCUACUGCUUUUCCUCUGAAGCAUCAGCAGAAGGAUUUGAGGCUUGCAUUGGCCCUGGCAGAAUCGGUGUCCCAGUCUAUUCCUACGGUUGCAGCUGCAAACGAGCUGUACAAGGUCGCGAAAUCGCUUGGGCUGGCGGACCAGGACUUCUCUGCCGUAAUCGAGGCGCUGAAGGCAAAGGAGCAGAACAAGUGAACAGAUCAUCACAGCCAUAGGAAUUGUUUGUUGAGUCGCCAUUGAUGUAGCAUGGGCUUGCAACUGAUUAAGAGUUGGAACCAUACCAAUUUUAUCAAUUUUGUUGCAGGAAGCGAUGCUUGUUUUACAGACAGAAUAAAAACUUGAUUGAUGACAGGAGACCUGAAACUGUCAAGUAUCUGAUCCCAACAUUACUGUUGGCCAUUACAUGUAAAAUUCAGCAACGAUACAGAAAUGGACUCAGUAGCUA